UGUGGCAUGGACUUGAAAAAUAAUGGAGAUGGCAGAGACAAACGAUGAACAGAAGCUUGACGAUGUCAUUGAGCCCCUGAGUGAGCCACAUAGGAGCCUCCCACUUCUGGACUUUGUGUGAGAAGUUAUCAGUCUGCAUGAUUAUUUCAGCUGUAUUCAAGUUUCUGCCUCUUGCAGCUGACAAUGCCUUAACGGAUGGAAGUGCUAUGCUGAAGGGCAAAGCAGAAGAUGAGUAGGAAAGACUGCCUGGAGGAGAGACCCUGGAGUUGCCCUGGCAACGAAAGAAGUUACCCAGGCAAAGUCUGAUGGCACAGGAACUUCUGGGAUGGGAGGAAGUGGGAUGCAUUCUGGGAACGGAGGGCCUUGGUCCAGCGGGAGUUUAGAUUGUGGCCCCAGGGGCAGAGCGAGGGGAAACCAGAGGCACAAGGCCCAUGUUGAAAAGUCUGGACUUUUAUCUUGAAAUGUAUGGGGAGCCACUAAAGGCUUCUGAGCAGGGAAGUAACACAGUAGGAAUUAGAGCCAAGAAAGAGUCCCGUAUCGGAGCGUGAAGACAGAUUGGAGGCGAAAAGUCUAGGAAGACAGUGUAGCCAUGCUUGCGAGAGGCGAAGGGCUAUUUUAGAGGAACCUGGAAGCAAAGUGUGCAGGAUUGUGUGACUGUUCUCCGAACCAAGGGAGAAGGGAAUUCUGGGAGGGCUCUGGAUCUCGGACUUGGGAGACUGAGUGGGUGGUGAUGUCUUGGCUAAAACAGAAAGUACAGGAGGAAGAGCAGGUCUGAGGAAGAGCUCAUGAGCUUCAGAUUGCAUGUGGGUGAAUCCAAGUUGCCCCGGGACCGUCUGAGAAGAAAAGCUCAGUGAGCAGCUGGAGGUGUGUGUCUGGACUCAGCAGGGAAGUGGGGACUGGCAUUCGGGAUUUGAGAGUCAUCCUAAAGCAGGUGGAGUUGAAGUCCGGGUGCCACGGGUUUCUCUCUUCCAGAGACGGGAAGAGAUGAAGAGAGCUGAAUAACUGAUAUUUCUAAAAUCACCCCCGAGGUGGAAGAAAGGGGCCAGCCCUCUGAGUUUGGAAUGAGAAGACCUGGUUUCUAGCUUGGCCCCAUCACCAUCUGUAUGACCUUCGGCAAGUCAAUUAGCCACCUGAAAAAUGGGGACAGUAACAACCAGCUAGCCCCUUACAGAGCUGAUGUGAGGAUCAGAUGAGCCCUGGUACCUCGAAGGCCUUCAGAAAGUGUAUGCUGUUUUUAAAAAUACAAUUCUGCAAAAUGUGGUAUACUUAGGAGGGAGGACUCCAGCUCUGAAGGACAUGGAUCUGUCCAUCUAAGGCGAAUUAAAAUUGUGACCUAGGAUGGCCCACUCGACAGGAAGGAGUAUUCUGCCCUCCUUGUGAUAGAACACUGAGGAGUUUACAUGAAAGGACUUUGACUGCAGCUAUCAAGAGAAGCUUGGCUAAAAAUGUAAAAUUCUCCAGGCAGUUCAACCUCACAUAAUGUGGAGAUUUGGAACCCACAGCCUUUCUAUUUGUCAGGCAAAGCCCCUCCGGAGUCAAUGAGAAGGCAGAGUGCUUACUCCCCGCUCUGAAUUAACAAGGUUCUCCAAGUUGGAGGUGACCCAGGAAGUUGGCCCCGUAUUUCCCUAAUUUAUUGAGAUGAUGGAGAAUGGUCCUAGGGAAGAUGGAACUGGAAGCAACUAAGCAGCUUGGAAAUUGAUGCCUUGUCAAAAUGGAGAUUAAUCAUUUGUGUUUGGGAGCGGCAGAACUGGGGAUCAGUUACCUCUCAAGAGUUUUAUAAACCAAUUAUAUUAACUCCUAUUCCAUUGCUCUCAUCCCCAUUUCACCUUCAAACUUGUCUUACCUAUGGCAUUCAGGAGGCAAGUGAAAAACUUCAUGAAAAAUUACUCAGAUGCUGAAAUAAAAGUCAGAGAAGCAACUUCUAAUGACCCUUGGGGUCCUUCUAGUUCUCUGAUGUUAGAUAUCAGUGACCUGACCUUCAACACAAUUUCUCUGUCAGAGAUUAUGAAUAUGCUAUGGCAGAGACUCAAUGAUCACGGGAAGAACUGGCGCCAUGUGUAUAAAUCCCUUACGCUAAUGGAUUACCUCAUCAAGAAUGGAUCAAAGAAAGUUAUUCAGCAUUGCAGAGAGGGGUUCUGUAACCUUCAAACACUAAAAGAUUUUCAACACAUAGAUGAAGCUGGAAAAGACCAAGGUUAUUAUAUCCGGGAAAAGUCUAAGCAAGUCAUAACAUUGCUGAUGGAUGAACAGUUGCUGCGUAGAGAGAGGGAAGUAGCAUGUCGGACAAGACAGCGCACCUCCUACUCUGUGACAUUUCCUAAAAGAUUACCUGGUACAGCUAACUCACCAACAGCAUGUGCUUCUGCCCACACACCAGAAACUCCUGCUUCAGAGAAGAAACGUAAACUUCUUAAGGUUGCAAGGCUACAUAAUAAAAAAAACGCUUCCAAGGCAGGAUUGAAACAAGAGCAGUGCCAAGACACUCAGCUGCGUAGUGGGACUGUGUUGUCCCAGGAAACACUACCAGUCAAGAUUAAUACUUGGAAAUCCACAGAGGACCUGAUGUUAUUUUGUGAGGAUGAUCCAAAGCCACUUUUGCCGACAAUUCCUCCUUCCAUUAUCUCGUCAACUAAAUGGUUAUCAGAAGGGCUAGCAGACGUUUGUAACCUCUGGGAUGCAGAUGCUGUGCCUGCUCCCUCAGAAAAGAGCCCAUCUCUGCAGACAAAUGUGAGUUUGGACAAGACAUCAGACCACACCAUUACAAAUACUGUAACCGAACGCCCUUUGCAAAUGCCUCUAGAAAUGCAGUCAGCUGCAAGAAGUUUUGAAACGUUGACAGCUUUACCGCCAUUUUGGUCACCGGAUAAAGAAGAGUUUAUCAGCCCUAAUUUAAGGAUGUCAAAGUCUGAUUCUACUUUCUAUAAUCAGGUCUCUGUAGAGACACUCUAUGUCUCUCCCUCAUUUAAAACAUUUAACCCAGUGAAGGAGAUUGUAAGCAACAAGGACUUUCAGAAGCCAACACAAUCCAGCAUUGCUCAGAUGGAUGAGGAAAACCUCAAGCCUGUGACCACAUGGGUUUCAACCACCUCCGAAGGAACAUCCUCCUUUCCCACUUUAUCUGUGUCACCUCCUGAUUCAGCCUCUCCAGAGAAGUCUGUUCACCUCUCCUACCCGAUUUUGGCGGGACCUUCCUUUUGGACUCUGCCCCAUCAACAGUCUUCUGCCUCCUUUAAGGAUGAAGAUAAGACAGCCAGGGCUCAUCACCCCUUGGCUCUUAGGGGCCUAGUGUCUUCUGAUGAGGAGGAAAAUGACAACCUCAAUCUCCUGGAACGUCUUCCAGAGAACUCUGAGUCUGCCAGGAAGCAGACAAGUCCUGCUUCUGGCAGUAAUUGGGCAGCGUUUUCCACCGCAAAUGUAGACCACUGCACCUCUAUGUCCUGUCUGAGUUUUCAGACAACUGAAGGUCUGCCGAAAGAGCCUGAAGGAAACAAUUCCAUUAAGGUUCUCCUCGGGGAGGUGAAAAAUGCCAUAGUCAAACUACACGAAGACCUGAGCAUGGUGAUACGGGAACUUCAUGUCAUCAAUAGCCAUCUGGUGAGCAUGAGUGGGAAUAGUCCGCAACUAAGCAAAUCUUCACCACUUCCCCAGUCUUCUGAGGGGACCUCAGAUCACAUCUAAUAAGCUCCAUAGCCAUUUUUGGUAGAACUCCUGUGGUUCCACUUCCCAAAGACUAAGUUAACCUCCUAUAGAUUCUCAUUAUUAUGGGAAAAAUAGGGUGGUGGUUUGCUUUUUCCUUGUCAGGCUUAUUAACAAAUCUCUUUCAAACCAAUAAUCUCAUUUGGUUUAUUUUUUAAAGAGAAAAGGUAUCACCUUUGAUAAUAUUAUCAGACUUAGAUAUGAACUAAUGUUCCUUUGAAACUGAGGAAAAUUUCAUUCUUCCACGCUUUGGACUUUACCUCAAAAUAUGUUAAACAUUAGUGGAAGUUGUGAGAAGACAAACUGCAAAUGGCUAUUCUAGAGCAUUUGGAUAAGCAGGCAGUAGGAAGCCCUUCAUAGCCUGGCUAGAUGUUUCCUAUGGUCUCAUGCCAAGUUUCAGAUUCCCCAAACCAAGGGCCAGCAUCUUUCCCUUCUUGUGGCUGCCACCGUUGGUUAGGGGUUAAGUUGAGACAAG
Zalophus californianus (California sea lion) is the source of this 4171-nucleotide messenger RNA. It is a transcript of the gene ENTHD1, whose product is annotated as ENTH domain containing 1. Gene Ontology annotation, cellular component: plasma membrane; endosome; clathrin vesicle coat. The record is from RefSeq and is a predicted model, not a curated record. Gene Ontology annotation, molecular function: phospholipid binding; clathrin binding. The coding region runs from base 1846 to 3678 and encodes 610 amino acids. Gene Ontology annotation, biological process: endocytosis. The transcript has 10 exons. NCBI's taxonomy places the organism in Eukaryota, Metazoa, Chordata, Mammalia, Carnivora, Otariidae.